AUGGAAGAUGAUUCCCCAACCCUGAAACCCAGGCGCAUCCAGAACCAGAAUGUGGUCCAUCGACUGGAGCGGCGACGGAUCUGCUCUGGGCGGGCUGGAGCCCACUGGUAUCGCGUGCGCUGCUUCCACCAGAACCUAUUCCCCAACUUCACUGUGGUCAACGUAGAGAAGCCUCCCUGCUUCCUCCGCAAGUUCUCCCCAGAUGGACGCUGCUUCAUAGCCUUCUCCUCUGACCAGACCUCCCUGGAGAUCUAUGAGUACCAGGGCUGCCAGGCGGCUGAGGAUCUGCUGCUGGGGCAGGAUGGGGAGACCCUGGCAAAUGGCAACGACCAGCGCUCCCUCAACAUCCGCGGCCGCCUCUUUGAGCGCUUCUUUUCACUACUGCACGUCACUAAUGUGGCCUCCAAUGGGGAGCACCUGAACCGAGAGUGCAGCCUGUUUACUGAUGACUGUCGCUAUGUGAUCGUGGGCUCAGCGGUCUAUGUGCCAGAGGAGCCCUCUCCACACUUCUUUGAGGUGUACCGCAACAACGAGUCUGUGACUCCCAACCCACGCUCUCCUCUGGAGGACUACUCACUGCACAUCAUUGACCUGCACACUGGCCGGCUUUGUGACACCAGGUCCUUCAAGUGUGACAAGAUCAUCCUCUCGCACAACCAGGGACUCUACCUCUACCGUAACAUACUGGCUGUUCUUUCUGUUCAGCAGCAGACAAUCCAUGUCUUUCAGGUAUAUAUCUCAGCUUGCAUUGUCCUCUGAACCCUAUGCUUACCUGGAAGUGAGAUUAUAAAAUGUAUACUUUAUUGAAUAAAAUUGAAUUAACGUUUUUACAAACCUUUUCCUUUCAUCCUGUAGGUGACAUCAGAGGGGACGUUCCUGGACGUGCGGACCAUCGGUCGGUUCUGCUACGAGGACGACCUCCUGACUCUGUCUGCGGUGUACACUGAGGCCCGUGCCGAGGGCCAGCCAGGCUUCUCCCGCCUCUACAAGGAGAAGACCAUCAACUCCCUGAAGCACAGACUACUGGUCUACCUGUGGAGACGGGCUGAGCAGGACGGCAGCGCCACCGCCAAGCGACGCUUCUUCCAGUUCUUUGACCAGCUGAGACAGCUGAGGAUGUGGAAGAUGCAGCUGCUGGAUGAGCACCACCUCUUCAUCAAAUACACCAGCGAGGACGUGGUCACCCUGCGAGUCACUGACCCCUCUCAGGUACACCUCUGCCCUAACUAAGUUUCUGUAAUAAGGCCUUGUUGGUGUGCAAAUCAUACAGGUAUGCACUUCUGAAAGUGCUAUCUGCAAUCUGCAGUUGAUUAAAUCCUGUCAUUUGAUUUUGUUUUUCUGCACUCUAAAUAAGGACACUGGGGAAUUAACACUGUAGAUUCAGGCUCAUUGCAGCUUAUUGCUCAGAAAACAUCUGACUUGAAAUAUUGAUUUUGUCUCAAACAUUGUAGCUAUAGGCCUAUUUCAUAUGAUUGUUUGCUGUUGAUGCAUUAGUGGAUAUCCUCUUUAUUUCUAACUUCAUAUCUGUCUGCUCUUCUCUCAGCCCUCAUUCUUUGUAGUGUACAACAUGGUGAGCACAGAGGUGAUGGCAGUCUUUGAGAACACCUCUGACAAACUGCUGGAGCUGUUUGAGAACUUCUGUGACCUGUUCCGGAACGCCACGCUCCACAGUGAAGCUGUUCAGUUCCCCUGCUCAGCCUCCAGCAACAACUUUGCACGGCAGGUCCAGAGAAGGUAUUGUUGGCUGGGGGGAGGCUAACCGCAGGGCUAACAUGAAAAUAAAUCCAUACAGUGUGGCACAAUCCAAAGGCCAAUAAAUUGAACCAAUUUACAUAAAUUAGACUAUUAAAACAGUGUUUAGUAGAGUUCUGAGAAUUUCACAGUAUUCCUUAGAAUUUUUCAGUUAAAUCAUUCAGAAAUGACUGCUUUUUUUUGUUCCAUUGACAGUGGGAAAUCUUUCUGCUUAUGCUCCCUCCUGGUCAGGUUCAAAGACACCAUAGUGAAUGCAAAGUAUGGCGGUCACACUGAGGCUGUGAGGAGGCUGCUGGGACAGCUGCCCAUUAGUGCUCAGUCCUACAGCAGCAGCCCCUACCUCGAUCUUUCUCUCUUCAGCUAUGACGACAAGUGGGUUUCUGUGAUGGAGCGGCCCAAAACAUGUGGAGACCACCCCAUCAGGUAACAUUGGCUAGAUAAUGCUGAUUUCUAAAACGUUUUUCUGUAAAACAAAAAUGUUUGUUGUGCCCUGGUAAAAAUUACAUUGAAUCAAUAAUCAAUCAUUCAUACCAUAAAACUUCAAUUAAUAAAGGGGUGUUUAUUUGCUUCAACCGUGGAGCUGCGCCGACAUCUGUUGGAGACAUCAAUCAUUCAGAGCGAGAUGGAGAUUCUGUUAGAUUCCACCGGAGCAGACUGGCAAAAUGCAUAAUUACACUUUUCUUGACCAGGUGUUUAUUAGAGUCUGCCAUUUAUUAGCUAAAAUGUUUAAAUGAUGCCCGGCCAUUAUAAAAGGCAGGGACUUGUUGGAGACUGUGUUUAAUCAACAUUUUAUGGUAACUGUAAGCUCUCUUGUUAUUGGAAGUAUUACAUUUAUUGUUUGGAAAUGAAACUACAAUAACUAAUAACGUUAUAGGACAACCAUUUGGAUGUAGCUGUGUGUUCCUAGAUACCCUCUUUCAUUUCAAACUUGCAUUUGAAAAGACUGACUGUUUUUCUUGUUAACUGCAGGUUUUAUGCUCGGGACUCUGGCUUGCUGAAGUUCAAGAUCCAGGCAGGCCUGCUGGGCCGGCCCAUUAACCAUGCCGUCCGGCGGCUGGUGGCGUUCACAUUCCACCCCUUUGAGCCAUUCGCCAUCUCAGUACAGAGGACCAACGCUGAGUAUGUGGUGAAUUUCCACAUGCGUCACGUCUGUGUAUGAGAGGAAACCAGGGGACUAGACCUGGAGAACUUGGCAUUGUACUGUGUAGAGAAAACAGCGGCCAUUCUGCCUUUUUUCUCCCCCUAGUGUGAGGAACAAAAUAAGACUGGACUGUGGGCGGAACCACUUGAAGUUGAAAUGGGGAGCUUGGGGAUGGGGGAUGGGGGAUGGAUUCCUUGCAGGGACCAAAGAUGAUUUUGGCUGGCUCUCAAAAUGUUAUUUUCCAUAUCACCAUGUCUUUUUUUGGGUCACAUUUUAUUCUAUGAAUUUUUAUUUAGCUUUUUUACAUUUGUUUUAUAUUUCAAUAAAAUUAUUUAAAUAUUCUGUGUGAUUCUUUAUUAUGAAUAUUUUGCUAGAGUAAAGGCUAUCUGUAAUAUACUUUGCUUAGUGGACCCUUUUA
Messenger RNA from Coregonus sp. 'balchen', 3311 nucleotides. The record is from the annotation of a GenBank genome assembly. Lineage: Eukaryota; Metazoa; Chordata; Actinopteri; Salmoniformes; Salmonidae.